Molecule: messenger RNA, 579 nt
Organism: Camelina sativa (false flax)
Lineage: Eukaryota; Viridiplantae; Streptophyta; Magnoliopsida; Brassicales; Brassicaceae
Product: DNA-binding storekeeper protein transcriptional regulator-like protein
Source: RefSeq, a predicted model, not a curated record
UAGUAUAUUAAGAAAAUGAAGAAUGGCGAGGCCUCGAUUACAAAGCAUCAUGACCUCAGGUGUUUGGCACAUGCUAAGGAGAUUUGGGGAACUAGUGAUGUCGAUGUUGUUGACUCUACAGUUCCUGUUGUGAAAUCAAAGAAGAAGAAGAAGAAGAAGAAGAAGAAGGAAGAUGAGGAGGCUAAUAUGGUGAAGGAUGAUGAGGACUCUUUGAUGAUGGUUGAUGAUGUUCAUUGGUUCGAAAAGUCUUUCAUUCUUGGUGCGUUUACUAGUUUUGGUGGUGCGAUGGUUGAUGAAGAAGCUGUGAAAGCAAAAUGGAGGUUGGUACCGGUCAAGAAGAAGAAUAGAAUCAAGGAGAAAUGUAAGUCAUUGAAAGCUGAGGAGAUGAAAUGCUUCUUGCUAAAGGCUUAGAUUCUAAGUGAGGUGAGUUCUGCUCUCGCUAAAUCUGACUAGACAGAGAGAGACAUAAUCAGUUAAUUAGUUAGUAUCAUAUGCAUCUUUGUUUUUUCUUUUGGGGGCGAAGUAACAGCGAACUAUCUGAUGGCUGAUCUUAUUUUGCUACGAUGAAAUUCAUGAUUA